AUGGUAAAAAAACCGAAGAACAUAAAAGCAUUGUGCAAGCGGUGGCGGGUGGCGGGUGACGGCGGUGUCGCGGCAGCGGAGCACGGUUCCGAGAUGAGCGCGUUGAACGCGCUGAACCCACUGGUGCCGCCGCUGUCCGCCGCCGAAGCGCUUUCCACGCUACUAUGGCAACCAUACGAGUGUCGCUCACCGCCCCUCGCGCGCUCGCGCACCGAUGGCGCGUUGGUACGUGCGCGCGGCGAGGGGGACGCGACCUGCGCGGCCCAGUCGCCGAGCGGCGGUCGUCAUGCGCGCGCGUCGUUUUGCGCGAUUAUACCCCGCCACGAGAUGCGGUUGCCCGUGCCGGCGCCCGGCCCGCUGCGUAAGUCGGACUCGGUCUCGGUGCGCGUUCCGGGCGAGCCGAGCCGACAGAACGUGUCCAGUGUGAACGUGAACAUAGUGCAGGUGCAGGAUGUGCCGCCUGGUGCUAAUGUGAACAGUGCGGUGCAGACGGAAAGGGAACGGAGUGUGGCCACUGCAGAAUGCCAGACAGAGGAGCCGGCGCGGCGGCGGCGAGUGAGACGCACUCGUGCGCCUCGCGUGCCAGAACUGGAGAACAUUCCGCCACCGCCAUACAGCACGUUGCCGCCAGCGCCGGCGAUGCUGCCUCACCCAGUGCCGGUGCACCCUCCGCCUCCAGCUAUAAUGCCACCACCGCACCCGCCUACCCAUCGGUUUCCCUUUCAGCCAAUCCCUCUCAGGUACUAUCACAACAUAAUUAUGUAUGGAUGCCGCCUGUAUGUUCGUAUGUUCCGCGAUAAGUUUUGA
Arctia plantaginis is the source of this 807-nucleotide messenger RNA. NCBI's taxonomy places the organism in Eukaryota, Metazoa, Arthropoda, Insecta, Lepidoptera, Erebidae. The record is from the annotation of a GenBank genome assembly.